Molecule: messenger RNA, 6663 nt
Organism: Notechis scutatus (mainland tiger snake)
Lineage: Eukaryota; Metazoa; Chordata; Lepidosauria; Squamata; Elapidae
Source: RefSeq, a predicted model, not a curated record
UGAGGAGCGGGGGCUCCUCUGGACGCGCGGCUCACUUGUGCAGGAGAAGCAGGCGGGGAGAGAGAGAGAGAGACGCGGGUCCGACGGCGCGCCCGGACGCAGCGCCGCUCUUUUGCUGCCGCGCCGCCGGGGUCGCCUUCGCUGGUGCGCGGGCUCGCCAUGGCCCUGCCCGGGCACCGCCAGGCGCCGCCGCCGCCACCUCCUCCUCCGCCACCUCCGUCGCCGGCUCCUCUUCCUCCUCUUCUUCAGUAAAGGCUCAGCCGAAGCCGGCAAAAGAAGGACGGCCGGCGAGAAGGGCGCGGGGCAGCCAGUUGUGAAGGCUUCUAUUUUCUCCACUUCCCCUAGCAAGGAAUGCUGUGACUGUGGAUGGUCCAGAAAGCUGCCUGAGGAAGGAGAGUCAGCGCCAGCUCUAGGCUAAAAACUGGAAAAGAGACUGGACUGGAACAGAGCAAAAAAGGAGGGAGAAAGCAAACCACCCAGAAGAAAACAGCUACAUAACCCAUAUCCCCUCACAACAAUCUUCACACAUUGCUGUGCCUUGUCGAGAAAUACAGCUGUAUAAGUCCACAUACAGAAACCACGCAGCGUGUCUGUUUUCCCUUGCCACCAUGUGUCACCAUCGUCUUUGGCAGAAUUAAGAAGCAGCCACUGGCAUUUCGGACACGCGAGGAAGAGGAAGAAGAAGAAGAGCAAGCAAACAUCUGUCCUAGUUCCGCAGUUAACAACAUUGUAAAAUAGAGGUUUAAAAAAGGGCGUGGGUGGGAAGAAAAAAAAAAGGAACUCCUAGGGGAUUUCUCCUACUUUUUUUCCCCUUGCAAAAUAUAUCUAUCAGGGAGUGCCCUGCACAGGUUUUUCCCACCCUGUUCUCGAUACUGCACGCGGACGUUCACUUGCACCAACCAUGAUGUUUCGAGACCAGGUUGGAGUAUUGGCAGGUUGGUUCAAAGGCUGGAAUGAGUGUGAACAGACGGUUGCUUUGCUUUCCUUACUGAAGCGAGUGACUCGUAGCCAGGCCCGUUUCCUUCAGCUCUGCCUUGAGCAUUCCCUGGCCGACUGCACAGAACUGCACGUUCUGGAAAACGAAGCCAACAGUCCUGGAUUCAUUAACCAGUGGCAGCAAGAAUCAAAGGACAAAGUGAUUUCUCUGUUGCUCACCCACCUGCCUUUGCUGAAGCCAGGGAAUAUUGAAGGAAAAGUGGAGUACAUGAAACUACUUCCCAAAAUCCUGGCUCACUCAAUUGAACAUAACCAACACAUAGAGGAGAGCAGGCAACUCCUGUCCUAUGCUUUGAUCCAUCCUGCCACAUCCAUGGAGGACAGGAGUGCUCUUGCCAUGUGGUUGAACCACUUGGAGGACCGCACAUCGGGUAUCUUUGGCAGCCAAAACAGAGGCCGGUCUGACUCGGUGGAUUAUGGGCAGUCACAUUACUAUCACCAAAGACAGAACUCGGAUGAUAAACUCAACGGGUGGCAGAGCUCUCGGGACUCUGGCAUAUGUGUGAAUGCCUCCAGCUGGCAAGACAAAAACCUGGGGUGUGAGAAUGGCCACCUCCCUCUCUAUUCCUCGUCCUCUGUUCCUGCAACUAUCAACACGAUUGGGACUGGCACAGGCACAAUUCUCUCAAGUCAGACCCAUCACAGCCCUCUGAAACGGUCUGUGUCCCUCACCCCACCCAUGACUGUGCCUAGCCAGCCCCUCGGACAUGGAUGGAUGUCUCAUGAGGACUUGCGGGAUAGGGGACCCCAGGGCAUCCCUUCCGAUCAUGCCCCCCUGUCUCCGCAAAGCAGUGUAGCCUCCUCAGGCAGUGGUGGGAGUGAACAUUUAGAAGAUCAGACUUCUACUCGUAACACAUUCCAGGAAGAAGGGAGUGGUAUGAAAGAUGUUCCUGCCUGGCUCAAAAGUCUGCGUCUCCAUAAGUAUGCUGCCCUUUUUUCCCAGAUGACCUAUGAUGAAAUGAUGUCCUUGACAGAAUGUCAUCUUGAGGCUCAAAAUGUUACCAAAGGUGCAAGGCAUAAGAUUGUGAUCAGUAUCCAAAAGUUAAAAGAGAGGCAGAAUCUCCUCAAAUCCUUGGAAAGAGAUAUCCUAGAAGGAGGCAACCUGCGCCUCCCUCUGCAGGAGCUUCACCAAAUGAUCCUUACCCCUAUCAAAGCAUACGCUUCUCGGAACCUGUCAGUGGAUGAGCACACUUCUCACCUCCAUCGACCAACUUCUCUGAUUGGCUCAGACAACCCAGGGUUGGAUUGCAAGGACUCUGCCUCAGGAGGAAUGCAGCACCACAGCUUACCCGGUUGUGAGGGGGAAACUGGAGGUGUCCCUUUGCCAGAAGGGGACAUCCCAGGACAGUUUACUAAAGUGAUGGGAAAAGUUUGUACCCAGCUCCUUGUCUCCAGACCUGACGAGGAGAAUAUAAGCUCCUAUUUACAACUCAUAGACAAAUGCCUAAUUCAUGAGGCAUUUACCGAGACACAGAAGAAAAGACUGUUGUCAUGGAAACAGCAGGUGCAAAAACUAUUCAGGUCUUUCCCUCGCAAAUCCAUCUUAGACCUCUCGGGAUACCGGCAGCAAAGAACCCGAGGUUUUGGCCAGUCAAACUCCUUACCGACAGCUGGAUCUGCAGGUGCAGGAAUGGGCAGAAGAAACCCACGCCAAUUCCAAAUUCCCUCUCGAAAUCUCCCCACUACACGGCUGGGGCUUUUGGGUCCCAGUGGCCUCCUAGGAGCCAGCCAGCGCAACGGAGCUGCCAACCCCACCAUCUUAAAGCAAGGAAGACAGAAUCUUUGGUUUGCAAAUCCAGGAGGAAGUAACAGUAUGCCCAGCCGAAGCCAUAGUUCUGUACAGAGGACUCGUUCACUGCCCGUCCAUACCUCUCCUCAGACAAUGCUUAUGUUUCAGCAACCUGAGUUCCAGGUCCCAGUGACAGAACCCGAUAUCAAUAAUAGGCUGGAGUCCUUGUGCCUGAGUAUGACUGAACAUGCCCUAGGAGAUGGUGUUGACAGAACCUCAACUAUCUAGAAGAUGGAAGAAUCUACAGUGACAACGCUGGCCGUGAGAAAAUUUGGCUGCUGGACCAGUGGUAGAUUUCAUGAUGAGUCCCUUGUCAUGCUGAGGAUCCCUGGAGAUACACUGCAUCCUUUCAUUGCUGUUUCCUUCUGUUCUUCUCUCUGCCUUCUCUCUCUUCUCCAUCGCUGUUUCCAUUGUGAAGGGCUGCUUAUCUUAAUGGUUAUAUCAGAAGCAACACAGCAAUUGGGAUAGCACACGCACACACAAAAACAACACUUGGCGUAAGCAAAACAAGUUGGGGGACUUCACCUAAGGGCUGGCAUCCUGGUGCAUGUCUUAAAAGUAUCUAAGGGCAGGCAUCUCAAUAGCAAGGGAAUAGGCAGGACGUCUCCAGUGGAAAUGACGGUGGGUGGGGGUGUGUUUGAUGCAAGUCUUCUAUUAUGAAGAACGAGACCUUUAAGUAUAUUAUGGACACAUGGUCAAGAAGAAGGGAAUCACACAUUGUUUGUCUGUAAAUAUGAGCUGUAUUUCACUGACAUUCAAACCACAAUGGGAGCUGUGGUUUCAUUGAGUGGGCUAGAAGGGAAACUCAAAAGGCCAAUUGGUUUUGCCUCAGUUACAUUCAAAAAAACUAGCUUUGAAUCCUGAGCAUUGUUUACAUAUGAAGGCGGAUAUAAAAGAGCAUGUUGCACGUGCUUCAAACUCCACCUUCCUUCUUCUGCAGAGAAACAAUGGGGUAAAGCCAGCCUAGUUUCCAAACUUGACCUGGAGAGCCAUCCUGCAUGGCCACAGUCCCUGUUGCUCUGGAAAACUACCAGUGCCCAGGUCCCAAUUGCCAAAUUCCUGUAUGAGAUUGUAUGUAUGUGGUGCAGAUAAAAUCUCUUGAGACAUCCAGUGGCUGGGAUAAGGGCACCCCAGAAGGAAAGGAUACCAGCAGUUUUGGCUAGAAGCAAGUCAAAGCCUUCCGAUCUUGGAGGAACCAGGGAAUCCCACUUUCCUUCUCAUCUUGCCAUUAUUAAUAGAUUUUUUGCAUGGUACCUGUGUGUGUGUGUGCGUGCGUGUGCAUCUUUUUUUUCUUUUUGGCUUCAUAGCAGGUUUUGCCUUUUUAAAUAAUGUCAAGUUUCUAGAGAAUUUCAGGCACUUAUAAGUUUUUUCUUGACUUUCCAAGCUGGGCCAGAACGGGAUGCCACGGAAAUGUUGUAGAGCAGAAAGAAGAAAAGUUGAAGAGAGGGCCCUGUUCCUUUGAUUUUGUGUGAAUGACAGAGGGAAGGAGGGAGGGAGGGAGAGAGAGAGAGAAUGAGAAAAUUUUAAAGAUGCUUAAUUGAAAUUUGGCACUAGCCUAGAGCAUUGGGAUGCUCAAAAAUAGCUUUAUGAAAGUUAGUAUCAUCUUAGAGAACAUUGCUCUAUUUUUUUUUUUUUCUGAAAAAGCAGAGGCAUAUACACCAUGGAGAUUUCUUCUUGAUCUUGGUUUGAUAGCAUUUGGAAUUCAGAAGUUAGGGAAGCAAAUAUACAACAUCUGUUCCACCCCUAACUCUACCCCUGUUCCAAAGUAUUAUCUACAUAACAAGUAAGAAACAGUUAGCAAAACAGCAUUAUGAUUGCAGCCUCACAACUGUUGUGUUGUAAUCCAAAGAUGAAUAACAGUGUGCACCAGCUGCAAUUGCUUCCACACCCCUCCCAAGCAUCCCUAUAGGCUGAUUUGACCCUAGAGAAAAUUAAAGGGAAAGAUGAGGUGCCUUAAGCCUCUAUGACAGGGGUGUCAAACUCAUGUCAUCACGGUGGUGUCAUGUGAUGUAUCGGGACUUUUUCCCCCUUCGCUAAAUCAGGCGGAGACGGGGCCAGCACGUGAUGCAUCCAGCCCGUGGGUCCUGAGUUUGGCACCCCUGCUCUACGAGCAAAGAUAUUUAGUUAACACCUUAAACCUGCCAAUUACCAGCAAAAUGCUGAGGACUUCAGCUAUGCCCACAAACAGAGAACCCUCAUGCUGGUCUCUCUUUUAACCCACAUUUUUCCAUUUCUAUACUAAUUAUGUGCUGAGAGGUAGAGACUGUUUUUAAAUAGAUAUAUGUGCGUACAUGAAAAUACAAUAUAUUCCAGUGCAUCACCUACCAGAUAAUAUCAAGUGAUAUGGUGUCACUUAGAAAUCAGUAUUUCACCUUACCAUUUUCUGAUCAUAACCGUGCAGAAAUAAUUGAUGCUUCAGCUCUGUAACUUCAGUUCAGUAACUGUCCAAUCCAUUCAAUAACAAAAUUACAUUUUGGUACUAAUAACUUCCUGUUCCUCCUAUGGAAGAAAAAUAGCCGUGCAUCUUCUUACCCAAAGAUGCAUCCUUAGUUCUUGGGUGUGUGUGAGAGAGGGGGAAAAAGAUUAUAUGUGUGUGUGUGAGAGAGAGUGCCAAGCAACAAACUGUAUAUAGUGAACAAUAAUCCAGUUUGAAACUGGUUGCAUUAUCAUGGCUUCUUGCAUUAGAAAUUGUAGUUUUGUGAAGGUGCUGAAGGUUUGUCAUGAUGAAGCCUAUGCUACAGGUUUAAAUUGGUUUGAAACUACUGCUAAAUAGGAAUACUCCCCCCUUCCCAGUUAUGUAAAAAUCCUGAGCUUUCCAUGGUUCUUUAAUUUCAACUCCAAUACAGAGUUCAUAGACAUAAGAGUGCAGCCAGCAUGAAAGUACCCAAAGUAUGAUUCAGUCAGGCCUAUUUCAGAAAGUCUGUAGUGCAAAUUACUGUGGGGUGUUUUUUUCCUCCCCCAAAUAUGGAAUCCAUUUUUGAUAGGAGACAUUUUUUCCACCUAAUCAAACCUAACAAAGUGCCAAACAUUUGCUGCUGCUUCUUUUUUUGCUUAGAAAAGGGAAGAAGCUAAAGGACUGCUUCUCAAACUCUGUUACUGUCUUAUUUUUAUUUUUUAAUUGAGGCUAUAAAUGGAAGAGAGAUCAUAAUAGGUUUCAGGUAGCAGUAUUUUAAAAGAAUUAAAACUGAUAUUUCUGAACAAAAAGUGCCAAAAUACCCUUUGCUUUGUUUUGUUUCGUGUUUACUAGAGUGCCUGUUAACAAAAAAAGGAAACGGUGGCUUUAUGUUUAGUAAAGAAGGAGUGGAGUGUUGGAGGCAAAGAUUUUAGAAAGUGAUUUUUAAGGCACCUGAGAAAGACAUAAUCUGCUAGGCUAGUUUUAGGCAGAGGUUGUUUUGCAAUUGAUGGAUUCAUAUAUUUGUUCAUUGCUGUAGAUCAGACUUUCCCAUCUGUGAAUCCAUUGCAAAUUCCCAACCAGCAUGAUGUGUGUGUGUGUAUAUAUAUAAAUAUAUAUAUAUAUAUAUGGCCGUAGCAGUGAGGAAUACUGGGAAUUGUAGUACAACAUAUCUGGAAAGAGACCAGGUUAUGUGAGGCUGCUGUGUAAAAUAGGUUGAUUGGUUGCGGUAGGAUAAUCGUCGGGAAAGCAGGUGGAAUGGUGUAGAAAAUAGUUUGGAUGUAGAAACUGAGGGAACAGUUCUGUAGACUUGAGUAUUUUGGAAGUCUAUAAAAUGUAGUUAUGCAGGAAUCUGGGUUGUGGAGAGGAGAAGUAAGAAAAAUAAGUUGUUCCUCAAAAUCAGGGUGCUAUUGUAGAUUAAGGAAGCUUUAGUCCAGGGCUGUCCAAUCUUAAAGACUUGGAAGACUUGUGGAGUUCAACUUCCAGA